GAUACGUGAGUCAUUUGUCUAUGGCAUGGCAAUGAUAGUAUGUAUAAGACUAAUCGUAGCCGCGUCGCAAAUACCCUAUUGUUCGAUCAUCUUAAUCCUUUCCAAAAUCAAUUGAAUUGAUCUACUUAUCUACCUUUUUUCUUCAGAGCAGAUGCCUAAGGAUCCAGCUGAGUCGAUUUUCGAGUAUUUAACCACCAAGAAUCCGAAAAUAAAUCGCGUUGACAACUACACUAAAACGCUUACUAAUGGAAGGAAUUGGCUUGUCCCUAAGAGGAUUUUACCAUGGGAAGACUUUAACUUUACAACCCUCGAGAAGAUAUUCAAAGGCAAAUUGAUGGAGGAACUUCGCCGUGGCAACAGAAACCUUCGAUAUCCUUUCCCGAAACUUGACCCAUUCACAGAGUGCAUCGAGACGGGCGAGGACACUACCACCACCAUCAUGACUAGAUGGACACGGCCGAUGAUACAGAUAGCCCUUCAGGCGGUAGACGAUGUUUUUAGCCACGUCUCGUGGGUUGCCUCGAGCCGCGUCAAGGCUGCACAAAGCCGCCCAACAACGAGCGAACCAGAAGAAAGCCCAUCCCGAGUUCCUCCAUCAAGGAAGAUCAAGCCUAUCCAAGGCUCGAGCAGGAGGAAAAUUACAUCAAGAUCUAUCCCAGACGGUGGAGGGGCAACCCCCGGGAAACAAGAAAAUAGGUUACCAUGCGAAAUCAAGCCAGGGUGCUAUUGGACCAGCAGCAAACUCAUAAAUGGGGAGCUAGCUGAUGAGUCAGGUCAAUGGAGGCGGCAUCCAUCUGGGUGCAGGGAUGCAGCGCCGUUACUACAGAUUUUCAACUAUUGUGUCAAAUGCGAGGCCAGAUACGGCUUCCUUAUUACUAGUAAGGAGGUUUUGGCCGUCCGCAUCCGCCCCAAGGAAGUUCCGCUAAACCCAGACUCUGAGGAUCUAAUUGAACAGCUGCACUACCAGGGGCUCAUGGAAUACAAAGCGAUUUCUUGGGAUAAUCAUAGCACCGGGGACGACUACAAGGAAUUGACGAUAAGCUUGGCUGUCUGGUUCCUGUGUAUUCUUGCUGGGCAGGACCAUCGGCCUCAAUGGAAUUACUGUGCUCUGGCGGACGAGACCCUUGCCGGAAAAGCCCAAUCUGGCGAUGUCCAAGACACCCAAUCCUUGACACAGGCUUCUAACGUCGAUUCUGAAGAUGGCGACCUUGCGACGUCGAGUUUCACGACACAGGACACGCAAAGUACAGGGAUUAACCAUAGCUUCACUAGUGAUGGGAUUGGUAUCCCGACCCCAAGGCGAGUUCGGAAAAGAACUCGAGCCCGAGAACCCCCUAAGGAAGAGAACAUAAAGAAAAGGCGUGUAACGAAGGUUUGAUUUUCGUGGGCGGUAGGUACUAAGCGUGAUUCUGCAGUUUUGCUUUUUUUCCCCGGUUUGCGAGAUCAUUAUCGAUGAAAUUAUGACUUCUUACAAAUUCUCAAGGUAUUUGGACCGGGAAUAGUUCUAUGUAAGCAGCAGAUAAAGCAUUAGCCAAUCAGAUAUUAGCAAGGCGCAAGCGAUUUCCUGUUUUGGAAAUCAAUUAAAUUCGGUCCGCGCUUA
Annulohypoxylon maeteangense is the source of this 1600-nucleotide messenger RNA. RefSeq lists its product as uncharacterized. The transcript is spliced from 3 exons. Lineage: Eukaryota; Fungi; Ascomycota; Sordariomycetes; Xylariales; Hypoxylaceae. The record is from RefSeq and is a predicted model, not a curated record. The coding region runs from base 152 to 1378 and encodes 408 amino acids.